Messenger RNA from Lagopus leucura (white-tailed ptarmigan), 696 nucleotides. RefSeq names its product dickkopf WNT signaling pathway inhibitor 1 (gene DKK1). Lineage: Eukaryota; Metazoa; Chordata; Aves; Galliformes; Phasianidae. The record is from RefSeq and is a predicted model, not a curated record. Gene Ontology annotation, molecular function: co-receptor binding; receptor antagonist activity. Gene Ontology annotation, cellular component: extracellular region. The transcript has 4 exons. Gene Ontology annotation, biological process: multicellular organism development; negative regulation of canonical Wnt signaling pathway. Bases 1 to 696 code for a protein of 231 amino acids.
AUGCGGGCUCUGCUGGCGCUGCUGGCGGCCCUGAGCUGCGCGGGGCGGGCGGGGGCCGGCGGCGGCCUCAGCUCCAACGCUAUCAAGGUGGGGGCGGCCGCCAGCGCCGCCCCCGCCGCCGCCGCCCCUGCGCCCUUCGACGGCAGCAACAAGGCGCCUCCGGCCGCCACCCGGCAGCCCUUCCCCUGCUCCGAGGACGAGGACUGCGGCCCCGACGAAUUCUGCGGAGGGGCGGCCCGCGGCGGCGGCCCCCCGCUCUGCCUCGCGUGCCGGAGACGCCGCAAGCGCUGCUUACGCGACGCCAUGUGCUGCCCGGGCACGGCCUGCAGCAACGGGCUCUGCACGCCCCCCGAGCCCCCGCCCGGCGUUCCCGAGCUGGACGAACCCGGCCCAGAGGCGCUGCCCCGACGGACGCCCGCGCCCGCCUGGCCGCCCGACGCCAAAGGUGAGGAGGGCGACUUCUGCCUGCGGUCGUCGGACUGCGCAGCGGGGCUGUGCUGCGCCCGCCACUUCUGGUCCAAGAUUUGCAAACCCGUGCUGCGCGAGGGGCAGGUGUGCACUCGGCACCGCCGGAAAGGAGCCCACGGCCUCGAGAUCUUCCAGCGCUGCCCCUGCGCCGAGGGCAUGGCGUGCCGCCCGCAGCGCGACCGCGGCGGUCCCGACGCCUCCCGCCUGCACACUUGCCAGCGGCACUGA